Messenger RNA from Ananas comosus (pineapple), 1159 nucleotides. RefSeq lists its product as uncharacterized. NCBI's taxonomy places the organism in Eukaryota, Viridiplantae, Streptophyta, Magnoliopsida, Poales, Bromeliaceae. Gene Ontology annotation, cellular component: membrane. Bases 97 to 774 code for a protein of 225 amino acids. Gene Ontology annotation, biological process: respiratory electron transport chain. The transcript is spliced from 6 exons. The record is from RefSeq and is a predicted model, not a curated record.
GCUUCGCUCUUUCCACGCUCUCCUCUUCCUGGUCGCUCUCCACUUCACAAAAGCAAUAGAAGCAUCGCUCUCCACUUCACAAAAGCAAUAGAAGCGAUGGCGAUUCUCUCCGCCCUGCGGGUCUCCAUGUUGUAUCCUCCUCCUCCUCCUCCUCCUCCUCCUCCUCAUGCUCAUGCUCAUCUUCCUCGUGCUCGUGCUCCUAGCCCUACUCCUCAUGCUCAUCUUCCUCGUGCUCGUGCUCCUAGCCCUAAAAAACAAGAGUCUCGCAUCGGAGCAUCGCGAAGAGAGGAUGAAACAAUAUGCAGGGAGACGUGCUUGUACUCGGUUGCUCCCUAUCCCCUCCUGUUUGCGGCUGCCCUACCCGGAGGUGAGGCUGUGAAGUCGAUAUUUGGACCUUUCGCGGAGCUCGUGAAGACGUGGAACCUUCCAGAUUGGCUUGUGCACUGGGGUCACCCCGCAAAUAUGGCUGUCGUACUGUUUGCAAUGGGGGGCUACGGAACUUAUCUAGGGUUUCGAAUAAGAUUCUCAGAUGAUGUAGAAGAGAAGGCCAAGGCCAAAGAUCUUCAUCCAAAGCUUCUCGGUGGCAUGUUCUUCUUCUUUGCUCUGGGCGCUACUGGUGGAAUCACUGCUUUGCUUACAUCUGACAAACCAAUUUUUGAGAGCCCUCAUGCGGUGACGGGCUUUAUUGGUCUUGCUCUCUUGACUGUUCAAUCAAUUUUGCCAGCAUUAUUCGAGAAACUUCCGCCUUGUGUUUUCAGGGAAAUCCGGGUCUGAGGAUGGCGCACGGACUCCUGGGUAGCAGCAUAAUGACCCUGUUUCUAGUCCAUGCAGCUCUUGGACUUCAACUUGGUCUCAGUUUUUAGCUUGUAUACUGAUGGCUUCUUGUAUAAGUCAUAUGACACACUUUCACAAUAAUCAGAAAGCAAGGAUUCAUUUCUCUCAAUGGAGGUGAAUCUUCAACAAUUUUGCCAUGUCAUUAUUUAUGCAUUUAUCGAACACACUCUUCUAAUGUUCUGUUGACUACUUUUGGGGCCAAUUGCUGUAUAUGUAGCUGAUGCUCUGUUAUUCACUUCCUGUAUGAUCUUAGUAGCUGUUACUGUUGAUGACAUUGAAUGCUGGUGCAAAAUGCAAACUACCUUCUGAUGGCUCCUGCAGUUUA